GCUCGCAGGUCCCUGCCCGCAGCUCUGCCGCCGCUGCCAGCCUGCUCCCGGGUCCGGCCCCCUCGUCCGCCUCGCCUGUGGGAUUAACUCGCCUAUGGAGACAUGGUCCUAGCUGAAUUAUUUAAAGACACUUAAGCACAGAAUUCCCUCAGCAGCCAGACCGGUUUCUCAAUGGAGCCCCGGAUCCCUCACAACAUCACCGUUGUCCCCAACUCUGUGAUGGUGCAGCCCUUGCUGGACAGCCGGAUCCCCUACGGGCGGCUGCAGCACCCUCUGACCAUCCUGCCCAUCGACCAGAUGAAGAGCACCCACCUGGAGAACGACUACACCGACAACCCCGGUGCUGCCCAGCCGCCCGCCCAGAAGCGGCCCCGAGCCCCCCACGAGCCGGGCUCGGCCGGCCAGCCCCCGCAGCGCUGCGAGCAGGACGUCACCCACCCCUGGAUCUCCUUCAGCGGGCGCCCCAGCUCCAUCAGCAGCAGCAGCAGCACGUCCUCGGACCAAAGGCUGCUGGACCACAUGGCCCCGGUGCCCGUGGCGGAGCAGUCGUCCCCCCGCGCCGUCCGCAUCCAGCCCAAGGCCAUCAACUGCAAGCCCCUGGACCUGAAGGGCCCCGCGUCCCAGGAGCUGGACAAGCACUUCCUGCUGUGCGAGGCCUGUGGGAAGUGCAAGUGCAAGGAGUGCGCCCUGCCCCGGACUCUGCCCUCGUGCUGGGUGUGCAACCAGGAGUGCCUGUGCUCGGCGCAGAACCUGGUCAACUACUCCACCUGCAUGUGCCUGGUCAAGGGCGUCUUCUACCACUGCACCAACGAGGACGACGAGGGCACGUGCGCCGACCAGCCCUGCUCCUGCUCCCAGUCCAACUGCUGCGCCCGCUGGUCCUUCAUGAGCGCCCUGUCCCUGGUGCUGCCCUGCCUGCUCUGCUACCUGCCCGCCACCGGCUGCGUCAAGCUGUCCCAGCGCUGCUACGACCGAGUGAGCCGGCCCGGGUGCAGGUGCAAAAACACAAACAGUGUCAUUUGCAAGGCAUUGCCCGAGAGCAAAGGGGCAGAAAAGCCCUUUUAAUGGUGGAGCUGGGAGGAUGCUCCACGGAGCAGGGU
This is a messenger RNA of Melozone crissalis (California towhee), 1100 nucleotides long. It is a transcript of the gene SPRY4, whose product is annotated as sprouty RTK signaling antagonist 4. The record is from RefSeq and is a predicted model, not a curated record. Gene Ontology annotation, biological process: negative regulation of Ras protein signal transduction; negative regulation of fibroblast growth factor receptor signaling pathway; animal organ development. The transcript is spliced from 2 exons. NCBI's taxonomy places the organism in Eukaryota, Metazoa, Chordata, Aves, Passeriformes, Passerellidae. Bases 172 to 1065 code for a protein of 297 amino acids. Gene Ontology annotation, cellular component: cytosol; membrane.